Messenger RNA from Prosopis cineraria, 1269 nucleotides. RefSeq lists its product as uncharacterized. The transcript has 2 exons. Gene Ontology annotation, molecular function: protein binding. NCBI's taxonomy places the organism in Eukaryota, Viridiplantae, Streptophyta, Magnoliopsida, Fabales, Fabaceae. The coding region runs from base 416 to 1198 and encodes 260 amino acids. The record is from RefSeq and is a predicted model, not a curated record.
UCGAGCUCUGCACGAGAAGCACUUCAGUCGGUGUCUUGGUGACGAGCAAUGUCAGAUGAGUUUGAGGUACUUCAACGCAAUAAUACCUGGAGCUUAGUUCCCUAUGAUGGAUCUCAGAAGGUUGUAGAUUGUCGGUGGGUGUUCAAGACUAAGUUUAAUGAUGAUGGGUCCUUACAGUGUCAGAAAGCACAUCUUGUAGCUAAAAGUUUUCAAUAAGCACCAAGAAUAAAUUAUAACGAAACAUUCAGUCCAGUGGUUAAGGCAACUACAAUUAGACUUGUGCUUACAAUUGCUGUUAUGUUCAAUUAGGAGAUUCGACAGCUGGAUGUUAACAACGCAUUCCUAAAUGGUUUUCUUCAAGAAGAUGUUUAUAUGCGACAGCCGGAAGGAAUUGUAGAUCCUAAAUGCCCAACUCAUGUCUGUGGAUCAGGUGGAAAUUCCCAUGGAAGCUAAUAAUUCAAACUGGAAGGGACCAUGCUACAGAAGAUUGCAGGAACUGUUGAAGAAACGGUUCAUUUCAUCAGUCAAUCAUGUUCCAAUUGGCGUUAUUGAUGACACCAUGAGUUAUCAACUAUACAACGCUGUUCAUGAUGAGAAUGAAGAUGUAAGUAAAUUUCUAGACGUCUUGGAGAGAGUAUGUACAGGAAAACGACUUGAUUGUUCCACCGUCUUACAUCAAGCCACUCACACGGGUGAUUCGUUGCUCCAUGUUGCAGCUGAACACGGGAGAACAAGGAUUGCAGAGCUGCUUAUUGAUAAUAAUUUUUUGCUGAUUGUGACAAACGCAAGAAAAGACACAGCGCUUCAUGUUGCUGCAAGAGCCAAGAAUAUUGAAGUGAUGAGAGUCAUCUUAUCCAAAUUUGACGAUGCAAGCAGUAAGGAUAACUUUAUUUUGUUACCCAAUAAGUCUGGGAAUAGAGCUCUGCACGAAGCUAUUCUGAGCAAACAUCAUGAGGGGUUUGAGUUCCUUCUAAGUGAGCAAAGUGAAAGUACUUGGCCACUCUAUUGGGAUACCCAUCCAGUAGACUCACCAACAUAUGUGGCAGUCCAAACUGGGGAUGUUGAAAUUCUUCGUUGUCUCUUGCAGAUUCCGUUUCCUUCAGACCGGGACAUUUACAAGAGUCAGGGAAAUUCUCCACUUUUUGCCGCCAUAAUAGAACGCAAUAUUGGUAUGUAUAUGUGUAAGAUGCCAAAUUAAUUGAUCAAUGUGUUGUUUUUUCUGGUUGUCAUGAAAUUUUUUUUUUAUAUUAAGUAUGUUUGAAGAUUUUC